Messenger RNA from Agrilus planipennis (emerald ash borer), 954 nucleotides. RefSeq lists its product as uncharacterized. Bases 122 to 799 code for a protein of 225 amino acids. The transcript has 4 exons. The record is from RefSeq and is a predicted model, not a curated record. Lineage: Eukaryota; Metazoa; Arthropoda; Insecta; Coleoptera; Buprestidae.
ACUGACCAAGCGUCACCUAAUGAAAUUAUUCAAUUCCAAUACCAAGUAACUAUAAAAGUGGCGGAAAGUGAAGGUUUUAAUGCAGUACGGUGCCGAUCUAUAAUAGAGAUAGUUUGCGAAAAUGGGUCGCGUCGAAAUGUAUUUUUUGUGGUGCACAUCUGUAAGUUUUAUUUUUAUGACAACGGGAAUUCCCGUAAAUGGCACUGAAAAGAAUUUCGCCGAUUCCACCGAAGAAAAUUCCUUGAAUGAUACAAACAACAGUACAGGAGAUCUAUUAAUUAUCAGUAGUUACGUUUAUGAAGUUGGAAUUUUAACUAAUGAGAAUACAACUAAUUCAAAUAACACAUCUGACGAACAAGGCGAAGUAACUGUAUCCCUUUUAAGUUCGCUUCCAAAUGGUACACUUCUGAGUUUCUCAAACAUCUCUUCACCCCAGCAGGCCAACAUUACUGGUCAUUUCUCAUCGGCAAUGUUUCCAUUACCUCCACUUAGCGCCUUUAUAAUUGCAACUUUAUCAGACAAAGAUAACAGUACAAAUGAUACACUACCAUCUAUACUAGUAGAUGCGUUAGAAGAUUUUAGUUCCACAGAUCCUAAAAAGACAAAGGAAGCAUUAGCAAAUCUACCUUCCGUGUUAGGACUGCAACAACUAGGUGAUAUAAUUGAUGAUAACAGCACUGACAGCAAAGACCAACAAAAUCAAGAUGAUGUAAAAAAGGAAAAAGAAAGAAGCGGCAGUAUUACAGAGAAUACAAAGGAAGUUGCAGAAAAUGAUAAAAGUGGAGACGGGGGUGCUUAAUAUUAAAUGGGUAAAACUAAUAGUGUACCUGUAAAAUAUUUUUCUUCGGAAGCACUGGUAAAACGUUUUAGGCUGUGUUAAAAUUAGCAAAAGAAUUAAUUUACUUAAAAACUGCUCACUGAUUUAUACCUCCCUAAAUAAAAAAAUUAAUAAAA